UGCUGAAGCCGCAUCGGCAGCGUCAUGAAUCUGCCACCGUCUUUCACGUUUUCCGCGCAGCGCGGGCCGGUUUGGUGGCACGGCGCUGUCACAUUUGUCGUUUCCCGUUGUUGUUUUGCGGCAAUUUUGUUUUCGUGUGUGAUGUUCAAGUGAUACCACAAUGCCAAAUAAGUGUUGUGUACCGGGGUGCACCGGCAACUACAAGACGGGAAAGAAGAUACAAGUGUUUUCUUUCCCUAAAGACUGCGACACUCUCAAGAAGUGGUUACGCGCCAUUCCUAGGAAGGAUUUUGUUCCCACUUCGUGCACUAAGGUGUGCGCGGAUCAUUUUGACGCUUCAUGCAUCGAGAGGACGACAUCGUACACGGAUCCAAGGACAGGAAAAGUUAUUGAAGUCGGAUUGCCAGUACCGCGGUUGCGUCCUGGAUCUGUGCCAACAGUAUUUCCCGGCUGUCCAUCCUACCUUUCAGUACCACACAACAGCACGAGAGAAACACCUGAUGCCAAGAGGAGCCGACAAGAAGCUUCCCAACUCGCUCGUGCUGUCGAAGAAUCACUGGCGUCAUAUGAAGUGGAGCAGGAGAGAGACCGUUUUUCGUCCCUCGAAGAACUAAAGGCUCGCCUGCAAGUGGUAUCAGUGUCGGCGAAGUGGACUGUGAUUCAUAAAGAAGAGUGCUCGAUGUUUUUGAACAUUACAGACUAUCGUGAACCUUGGUUGAAUGCGUCAUUGACCGUGUUUGAAAACCUUAAAGUCUUUGCCUGCUAUCAAGGAUCUCAAAUUAAGAACCUUGGUAGCACUGUUGUACCGGACUCAGUUCAAAAAGUAAGUUCCUUGUUGGAAAUUUUGAACAACCUGUGCAUGCUGUCUGAGGGGCGCUGCAGUUCUCGCCACCUGUCUCUUGCAAUACAUUCCCUUCUAGACAAAUUGGAAGGUAGCAUUAAUGAAGACAAGAAAGGGGUGGUAAACUUUAUGAAGGAACAGCUAGUACUGCUUUCUGCAGGACGUAUUCAGUACAGCGCACAGUACUGCAUUAAUGAGCUUCACUUCAAGUACAUCCUACUAGGGAAAGUCCAGACGGAUUCCCUCGAGAGUCGUUUCGGACAGUACAGGCAGAUGGCUGCUGUGUAA
Molecule: messenger RNA, 1129 nt
Organism: Dermacentor silvarum
Lineage: Eukaryota; Metazoa; Arthropoda; Arachnida; Ixodida; Ixodidae
Product: THAP domain-containing protein 1-like
Exons: 4
Coding region: 161-1129 (322 amino acids)
Molecular function (GO): sequence-specific DNA binding
Source: RefSeq, a predicted model, not a curated record